Nomascus leucogenys (northern white-cheeked gibbon) is the source of this 5775-nucleotide messenger RNA. RefSeq names its product SWI/SNF related BAF chromatin remodeling complex subunit C1 (gene SMARCC1). The record is from RefSeq and is a predicted model, not a curated record. Gene Ontology annotation, biological process: positive regulation of DNA-templated transcription. NCBI's taxonomy places the organism in Eukaryota, Metazoa, Chordata, Mammalia, Primates, Hylobatidae. Gene Ontology annotation, cellular component: SWI/SNF complex; nBAF complex; npBAF complex. Gene Ontology annotation, molecular function: nucleosomal DNA binding; histone binding.
GCUGGGCGGGGCCGGGAAGCGGCAGUGGCGGCUACGCGCGCGCGCGCGCGCGCUGGAACGACCGGGAAACCCCGCGAGGGCCGGGGUGGGCCAGGCUGUAGGGACGACGGGCUGCGACGAUGGCCGCACCGGCGGGCGGCGGCGGGCAGGCGGCAGCGGUAGGCGCCACGGGCUCGGGGGUCGCGGCGGCAGCCGCAGGCCUAGCUGUUUAUCGGCGGAAAGAUGGGGGCCCGGCCACCAAGUUUUGGGAGAGCCCGGAGACGGUGUCCCAGCUGGAUUCGGUGCGGGUCUGGCUGGGCAAGCACUACAAGAAGUAUGUUCAUGCAGAUGCUCCUACCAAUAAAACACUGGCUGGGCUGGUGGUGCAGCUUCUUCAGUUCCAGGAAGAUGCCUUUGGGAAGCAUGUCACCAACCCGGCCUUCACCAAACUCCCUGCAAAGUGUUUCAUGGAUUUCAAAGCUGGAGGCACCUUAUGUCACAUUCUUGGGGCUGCUUACAAGUAUAAAAAUGAACAGGGAUGGCGGAGGUUUGACCUGCAGAACCCAUCUCGAAUGGAUCGUAAUGUGGAAAUGUUUAUGAACAUUGAAAAAACAUUGGUGCAGAACAAUUGUUUGACCAGACCCAACAUCUACCUCAUUCCAGACAUUGAUCUGAAGUUGGCUAACAAAUUGAAAGAUAUCAUCAAACGACAUCAGGGUACAUUUACGGAUGAGAAGUCAAAAGCUUCCCACCACAUUUACCCAUAUUCUUCCUCACAAGACGAUGAAGAAUGGUUGAGACCAGUGAUGAGAAAAGACAAGCAAGUGUUAGUGCAUUGGGGCUUUUAUCCAGACAGCUAUGAUACUUGGGUCCAUAGUAAUGAUGUUGAUGCUGAAAUUGAAGAUCCGCCAAUUCCAGAAAAGCCAUGGAAGGUUCAUGUGAAAUGGAUUUUGGACACUGAUAUUUUCAAUGAAUGGAUGAAUGAGGAGGAUUAUGAGGUGGAUGAAAAUAGGAAGCCUGUGAGUUUUCGUCAGCGGAUUUCAACCAAGAAUGAAGAGCCAGUCAGAAGUCCAGAAAGAAGAGAUAGAAAAGCAUCAGCUAAUGCUCGAAAGAGGAAACAUUCGCCUUCGCCUCCCCCUCCGACACCAACAGAAUCACGGAAGAAGAGUGGGAAGAAAGGCCAAGCUAGCCUUUAUGGGAAGCGCAGAAGUCAGAAAGAGGAAGAUGAGCAAGAAGAUCUAACCAAGGAUAUGGAAGACCCAACACCUGUACCCAAUAUAGAAGAAGUAGUACUUCCCAAAAAUGUGAACCUAAAGAAAGAUAGUGAAAAUACACCUGUUAAAGGAGGAACUGUAGCGGAUCUAGAUGAGCAGGAUGAAGAAACAGUCACAGCAGGAGGAAAGGAAGAUGAAGAUCCUGCCAAAGGUGAUCAGAGUCGAUCAGUUGACCCUGGGGAAGAUAAUGUGACAGAGCAGACCAAUCACAUUAUUAUUCCUAGUUAUGCAUCAUGGUUUGAUUAUAACUGUAUUCAUGUGAUUGAACGGCGUGCUCUUCCUGAGUUCUUCAAUGGAAAAAACAAAUCCAAGACUCCAGAAAUAUACUUGGCAUACCGAAAUUUUAUGAUAGACACGUAUCGCCUAAACCCCCAAGAGUAUUUAACUAGCACUGCUUGUCGGAGGAACUUGACUGGAGAUGUGUGUGCUGUGAUGAGGGUCCAUGCCUUUUUAGAGCAAUGGGGACUCGUUAAUUACCAAGUUGACCCGGAAAGUAGACCCAUGGCAAUGGGACCUCCUCCUACUCCUCAUUUUAAUGUAUUAGCUGAUACCCCCUCUGGGCUUGUGCCUCUGCAUCUUCGAUCACCUCAGGUUCCUGCUGCUCAACAGAUGCUAAAUUUUCCUGAGAAAAACAAGGAAAAACCAAUUGAUUUGCAGAACUUUGGUCUCCGUACUGACAUUUACUCCAAGAAAACAUUAGCAAAGAGUAAAGGUGCUAGUGCUGGAAGAGAAUGGACUGAACAGGAGACCCUUCUUCUCCUGGAGGCCCUGGAGAUGUACAAGGAUGAUUGGAACAAAGUGUCGGAACAUGUUGGAAGUCGUACUCAGGAUGAAUGCAUCCUCCACUUUUUGAGACUUCCCAUUGAGGACCCAUACCUUGAGAAUUCAGAUGCUUCCCUUGGGCCUUUGGCCUACCAGCCUGUCCCCUUUAGUCAGUCAGGAAAUCCAGUCAUGAGUACUGUUGCUUUUUUGGCAUCUGUGGUGGACCCUCGCGUGGCAUCUGCUGCAGCAAAAGCGGCUUUGGAGGAGUUUUCUCGGGUCCGGGAGGAGGUACCACUGGAAUUGGUUGAAGCUCAUGUCAAGAAAGUACAAGAAGCAGCACGAGCCUCUGGGAAAGUGGAUCCCACCUACGGUCUGGAGAGCAGCUGCAUUGCAGGCACAGGGCCUGAUGAGCCAGAGAAGCUUGAAGGAGCUGAAGAGGAAAAAAUGGAAGCCGACCCUGAUGGUCAGCAGCCUGAAAAGGCAGAAAAUAAAGUGGAAAAUGAAACCGAUGAAGGUGAUAAAGCACAAGGUGGAGAAAAUGAAAAAAAUAGUGAAAAGGAACAGGAUAGUGAAGUGAGUGAGGAUACCAAAUCAGAAGAAAAGGAGACUGAAGAGAACAAAGAACUCACUGAUACAUGUAAAGAAAGAGAAAGUGAUACUGGGAAGAAGAAAGUAGAACAUGAAAUUUCUGAAGGAAAUGUUGCCACAGCCGCAGCAGCUGCUCUUGCCUCAGCAGCUACCAAAGCCAAGCACCUGGCUGCAGUGGAAGAAAGAAAGAUCAAGUCCCUGGUAGCUCUCUUGGUUGAGACACAAAUGAAGAAACUAGAGAUCAAACUUCGACAUUUUGAAGAGCUGGAAACUAUCAUGGACAGGGAGAAAGAAGCUCUAGAACAACAGAGGCAGCAGUUGCUUACUGAACGCCAAAACUUCCACAUGGAACAGCUGAAGUAUGCUGAAUUACGAGCACGACAGCAAAUGGAACAGCAGCAGCAUGGCCAGAACCCUCAACAGGCACACCAGCACUCAGGAGGACCUGGCCUGGCCCCACUUGGAGCAGCAGGUCACCCUGGCAUGAUGCCUCAUCAACAGCCCCCUCCCUACCCUCUGAUGCACCACCAGAUGCCACCACCUCAUCCACCCCAGCCAGGUCAGAUACCAGGCCCAGGUUCCAUGAUGCCCGGGCAGCACAUGCCAGGCCGCAUGAUUCCCACUGUUGCAGCCAACAUCCACCCCUCUGGGAGUGGCCCUACCCCUCCUGGCAUGCCGCCAAUGCCAGGAAACAUGUUAGGACCCCGGGUACCCCUGACAGCACCUAACGGCAUGUAUCCCCCUCCACCACAGCAGCAGCCGCCGCCGCCACCACCUGCAGAUGGGGUCCCUCCGCCUCCUGCUCCUGGCCCGCCAGCCUCAGCUGCUCCUUAGCCUGGAAGAUGCAGGGAACAUCCACGCCCACCACCAUGAGCUGGAGUGGGGAUGACAAGACUUGUGUUCCUCAACUUUCUUGGGUUUCUUUCAGGAUUUUUCUUCUCGCAGCUCCAAGCACGUGUCCAGUGCCUCCCCACUCCUCUUACCACCCCUCUCUCUGACACUUUUUGUGUUGGGUCCUCAGCCAACACUCAGGGGGAAACCUGUGGUGACAGUGUGCCCUGGUCAUCCUUAAAAUAACCUGCAUCUCCCCUGUCCUGGUGUGGGAGUAAGCUGACAGUUUCUCUGCAGGUCCUGUCAACUUUAGCAUGCUACGUCUUUACCAUUUUUGCUUUCUUGCAGUUUUUUGCUUUGUCUUAUGCUUCUAUGGAUAAUGCUAUAUAAUCAUUAUCUUUUUAUCUUUCUGUUAUCAUUGUUUUAAAGGAGAGCAUCCUAAGUUAAUAGGAACCAAAAAAUAGUGAUGGGCAGAAGAGGGGGGGAAUAGCCACAGGGGACAAACCUUAAGGCAUUAUAAGUGACCUUAUUUCUGCUUUUCUGAGCUAAGAAUGGUGCUGAUGGUAAAGUUUGAGACUUUUGCCACACACAAAUGCGUAAAAAUUAAAAGAGAUGUGGAAGGAGAACCUCAGUGAUUUUAUUCCCUAGUGAGGCCUCUGAGGGCCUCCACACUGCCUGGCAGAACAUACCACUGAACUAGUAUGUGCUAGAGGAGAGCACAAACAUCCGCUCCUUCCCUAGGCCCGCUGGCUCUGGUUUUCUAUGCAGAUGACUCAUUGGAUUGGGGGUGAGUGUUUUGUUUUUCUGGGGGCAGUGUGAGCUUUGAGGGUUGGAAUAUUGGGAGGCAUUCCUUAGUUUUCUCAACUAGCCUGGAAAGUUAGGAGUCCAGGGUAAUUACACCCCCCCCCCCCGGCCCCCAAUGAGUCUAGCCUACUAUUCACUGCUUUGUGUGCAUUUUUUUCCUCCCUCUUUAAAAAACCCUUUAAAAGAAAAAAAAAAAGGUAGAUAGUGCUGAAUAUUUUAGCUCAUGAAACUUGGUUAGGAUGGCUAGGGGUACAAGUCCCCAAACUACCUCUUGUUACAGUAGCCAGGGAGUGGAAUUUCGUCAACUGGUACUUUUAAGGUUAGGAUGGGAUGGGAAAAGUGAAGCAGAAUAUUAGCUCCUUAUGCCUUCUCCCUUCCAUUUCUGAGAUCUCACAUUCCAUCUAUCACAAGGUUUUCAAAGAGAUGCUGAGGGUAACAAGGAACUCACUUGGCAGUGAGAGCAUCAUGCUUUGAGGUUUGGAGUGCUCAGGCUGGGAGGGUAGAAUGCCAUUCCAGAGGACAAGCCACAAAAAUGCCUUAAUUUGAGCUCGUAUUUACCCCUGCUGAUAAGUGACUUGAGAGUUCCCGGUUUUUUUCCUCUUGUCCUUUCCUCCCUUCUGUCCUUCCAUGUGUGGGGAAAGGGUGUUUUUGGUAGAGCUUGGUUUCCAAAGCGCCUGGCUUUCUCACUUCACAUUCUCAAGUGGUAGUUUCAUUAUUUAGAAUGCAAGGUGGACAUCUUUUGGAUAUCUUUUUCUAUAUAUUUUCUAAAGCUUUACAUAUGAGAGGGUAUAGGGAGGUGUUUAUAAAACACUUUAGAACUUUUUUCCUUAAUAUCAGAAAGCAAAAAAAAUAAAACCACAAUUGAGAUUUGCCUUUCAAACCCUUAGGUUUGCCUCUAACCAGGUGUCCCUGGUCACCAUCAGAGUACUGGAAUACUGGAACCGAGGAGACCUUGGUCCUUUUGUUUUUGUUCUGGACUCUUGGGAGUGGAAAUGGGAAUGAGUUUAUUCCUGCUGGAGCUUAGUUCCAAUGCAUUUGGCUCCAGAAAGACCCCAGUGCCUUUUGACAAUGGCCAGGGUUUUCCCUACUUCCUGCCAGUCUUUCCCAAAGGAAACUCAUUCCAAAUACUUAUCUUUUCCCCUGGAGUCCUAGAAGGAAAAUGGAAUUCUGGUUCAUACUGUGGUCCCUUGUAACCUCAGGUCUUUAAUGUGAUCACUUUCAAAUUUAAAAGAUCCAGGUGGAAAUAUUUUUACUAUAGUAAUAAUUCUACAAAAUACCUGAAUUCUUAACACUGUUACAUUUCAGUGUAAGUGGUGGCUUUUUCUUUUCAUGUCUUUGAUCUGGUUUUAUUCCUGUAAUUCAGCCACCUGAUUUUGUGAGGGGGUGGGGAAUAAUACGUGGUUUUUGUACAAACAUGUUUCUCAGUGUGUUAUUUUGGAGAAAAUGAGGGGAGGGAGUGUGGCGAGAUUGGAGAAAAUGAAUGAAGAAGGCCUAAUCUCCCUCUUUUUCAGUGAAUAAAUGGAACACCAUUUCUGGA